GAGUUUUAUUGCAAUUAACAUAUGAAUAUAGUAUGCCUCUUGAAUGCAGGUCUAUCCUGAAGGGACACAUGUUAUGAUUCCUUGGUUUGAGAGGCCUGUGAUCUAUGACGUUCGUGCACGACCUCAUUUAGUAGAGAGUACUUCAGGGAGCCGUGAUCUUCAAAUGGUGAAAAUUGGACUUAGAGUCCUUACACGCCCUGUUCCAGACCAAUUACCAACAAUUUAUCGAACCCUGGGUGAGAAUUAUAAUGAAAGGGUGCUGCCUUCUAUUAUACAUGAAACUCUCAAAGCUGUAGUUGCACAGUACAAUGCCAGUCAGCUCAUUACUCAGAGAGAGACCGUCAGUCGAGAAAUAAGGAGGAUAUUGACUGAGAGGGCCUCCCAUUUUAACAUUGCUUUGGAUGAUGUGUCAAUCACAAGUUUGUCAUUUGGGAAGGAAUUUACAGCUGCCAUUGAAGCCAAGCAGGUUGCUGCUCAAGAAGCUGAGAGAGCUAAAUUUGUUGUUGAAAAAGCUGAACAAGACAAAAGAAGUGCUGUUAUUAGAGCUCAGGGUGAAGCCAAGAGUGCCCAGUUGAUUGGUCAAGCUAUAGCCAACAAUCCUGCAUUUAUCACCUUAAGGAAAAUUGAAGCUGCAAGGGAAAUUGCUCAAACGAUUUCAAAUUCUGCCAACAAGGUUUUCUUGAAUUCAGAUGAUCUCUUACUCAAUCUCCAGGAGUUCAAUUUGGACGCCAGUGGGAAGAAGAGAUAGUUGCGGGGCUGAAUUCACUUCAUUACUUUAACUUCUUUUUCCUUGUACCCAUAUUCAUUUUCACCUGCAUUUGCGUGUUAUCAACUGUUCAAAUAUGAGAUUGUCACAAACAAAAAUGUUGACAAACUGGAUGGUCAUAAUCAUUAAAUGGAGCAAGCGAGAUAAAGGAGGUUCAAUCAGGUUUUAA
Messenger RNA from Vigna umbellata (rice bean), 935 nucleotides. The record is from RefSeq and is a predicted model, not a curated record. NCBI's taxonomy places the organism in Eukaryota, Viridiplantae, Streptophyta, Magnoliopsida, Fabales, Fabaceae.